AUGAACUACUCUUUGCGAGGUAUUGUCCCUCUAGCUCAAUCGCAUUCGCGAUCUCCGGGCGGGAGUUACAGUCCGGCAGAUGAAAGCCGGUCGUUAUCCAGCUUCCCCACCAUCUCGUCAACAUCGCAUUCAACAUGGCACUGCCACGGUACAACAAUCGAUCCGACGUUUACAGCCAACGACAAACUUGGCCCCGAAUGUUUCGGACUCGAACACAACGCCAGCUUACCGAGUCGCGGUCCUGCGCCAGACGUGUGCGCGGCAAUCAAUCACCGACAUAAUCCUCGCCUUGCGGUCUGGAAUGAUUCAGUCGCCCUCAUCGCCAGCUCGCAUCACCCACACAGGAGCGUCUUCCUAGCAGCCAUGUUCCGGCUACUGGAUCGCAGAAUUCCUCACCAUGCCGCUCCACCGACGCUGCUGAAGAUCACCAAGACCCUAUGUCAUCAUGCGCGACGCUUAAGAAUUCUUUACCAAGCCGCCAUUGAACUCGUCGCCCCUAUCAUUUCAAGGGCUGAAUCGUCGUCCUCGCUGGACAGGUAG
Messenger RNA from Colletotrichum tamarilloi, 540 nucleotides. RefSeq lists its product as uncharacterized. NCBI's taxonomy places the organism in Eukaryota, Fungi, Ascomycota, Sordariomycetes, Glomerellales, Glomerellaceae. The record is from RefSeq and is a predicted model, not a curated record. The coding region runs from base 1 to 540 and encodes 179 amino acids. The transcript has 2 exons.